ACACACACACUUUCACAUUCUUCCUGCACUCCCUUACUGCCACAAACAGAAAGGGAGGGAUUUGCUGUAGUGGAGAGAGAAAAACGUGAGGGAGGGGGGGAGUUGGUAGAACGGAAGGGUUGAGAGAGACAGCAAGAGAGAGAGGGGGGGGUAGCACAUGUGUAUGCGUUUGUGAGAGAGGGAGGCGAGGAAGCCGCCGCCAUAUGCCGAGUGGAGUCUACAUGAGAAAACCAUGGGAAGCUCACAUCUCCUCAACAAAGGCAUGCCUCUAGGCAUUAGGCCCCCAAUCAUGAAUGGGCCUAUGCACCCACGCCCCCUAGUGGCUCUGCUGGAUGGGCGAGACUGCACAGUAGAGAUGCCAGUCCUGAAAGAUGUCGCCACUGUGGCCUUCUGCGAUGCCCAGUCGACGCAGGAGAUCCAUGAGAAGGUGCUGAAUGAAGCCGUGGGAGCGUUGAUGUAUCACACCAUCACUCUGAUGAGAGAAGACCUGGAGAAGUUCAAAGCUCUCCGCAUCAUCGUGCGCAUCGGUAGCGGCUAUGACAACAUUGACAUCAAGUCUGCGGGCGAGCUUGGAAUUGUUGUGUGUAACAUGCCAGCCGCCUCGGUGGAGGAGACAGCUGACUCCACGCUGUGUCACAUCCUCACCUUGUAUCGGCGUACCACAUGGCUCCAUCAGGCUCUCCGGGAGGGCACACGGGUCCAAAGCGUGGAGCAGAUCCGAGAGGUUGCUUCAGGAGCAGCGAGGAUCAGAGGGGAGACGUUGGGACUCAUCGGACUAGGUCGAGUGGGCCAGGCUGUAGCCUUGCGAGCUAAGACGUUUGGCUUCAAUGUCAUUUUUUAUGACCCCUAUUUGGCGGACGGCGUGGAAAGAUCCCUGGGCCUUCAAAGAGUCACCACGCUACAGGAUCUGCUCUUCCACUCCGACUGCGUGUCGCUGCACUGCAGCCUGAACGAACACAACCACCACCUCAUCAACGACUUCACCAUUAAGCAGAUGCGUCAGGGAGCAUUCCUGGUCAAUACGGCAAGGGGGGGUCUGGUGGAUGAGAAGGCCCUGGCCCAGGCCCUGAAGGACGGAAGAAUACGUGGCGCUGCCCUGGAUGUUCACGAGACGGAACCCUUCAGUUUCAGUCAGGGUCCCCUGAAGGACGCCCCUAACCUGAUCUGCACCCCUCAUGCCGCCUGGUACAGCGAACAGGCCUCGCUAGAGAUGCGGGAGGAGGCUGCCAGGGAGAUCCGGAGAGCCAUCACCGGUCGUAUUCCGGACAGUCUUAAGAACUGCGUCAACAAGGAAUUCCUGACUCAGAACAACCACUGGACGGCAGUGGAACCAGCCAACGUCCACCCAGAACUCAAUGGAGCCUACAGGUACCCGCCAGGCAUAGUGAGCAUGACCAGUGGUGGCCUCCCGCCCCCCGUGGAGGGCAUCGUGCCCAACACAGUGCCCGUCACACACCCCCUCCCACCUGCAGUCGCACACCCGCCACACACCCCGUCACCCGGACAGAACACAGUCAAGCCACCGGAGGGUGACAGAGAGCAGCAUCCAAACGAGCAGCUGUAGUCUAAAAGCGCGGUGGGAAGACAAAGUCCAGUAAACAACUACUGAUCCCAAAAUUAUGUACAGGCACCCGACUGCUCGUCCAAACUCCAAAGAAAGCCAAGAAGACAGCAGUGAUGGUCAGCAGACGGAAACAAAGAGGUUGGAUGCUCCAUUUGUGCAAAGACUGAGGGAAAACUAAUCUUUUUGACAGUCGCGUGUCCAAAAUUUCACUUAGGUUGCUAUUUUAACCACCCCCCCCGCCCCUCCUAGCCCCCAUCAUUCCUUGGGCAUGGAAGUAAAAAAAAAAAAAAGCUGUUGGCUUUGAAAUGAAUGUAAGUUGUUCAAGCAGAACAGUGUUUUUCCAACCUUUUAAAAAUCAAGGUGAAUUAAUUUACAUGAGAAAAGUCUUACGGCACACCAAAGAAAGAUGUCACAAAAAUUAGAUACUACAGUGGUACCUUGACUUAAGAGAGCCCCAAUAAAGUUAGAUUUUUUUUUUCUUUUUGCCUCGUGUUGCGAGCCAAACUUUGAGUUUUUGCCCCUCAAGUCAAGUGAAAAAAAUUCAACGCUACAGCUGAGGUACGAUAAUGCUCUCGCAUGUCAGGAAGGAGAGCCGCAGUCAGUGAUGCGCUUUCACUUUUUACAGACUUAAACAUAAAAAUGGGUUCACUUGAACAGUUUGAAAAUAUAGAAAUUCUCUUAAAUAUUAUCUUUGGCCAUUCAAUUCCUUCAAACUUACAAUUUUUUAAUCGCUUUUUGCAUCGUGUGCAAAGGUGUGUUUUAACAGUCAAACCGACCAGUUUGAAAGUCUACUUUAAAAAUAUAUGCUAUAUUACAAAAAAUUGGAUUUCAAAGAUUUUUGGCUUUAUUUUUUCUGUUUCUUUUUAAAGAAGUUUUGAAAUAUGCGUAGUAGGUAUGUGAGUGGACUAUUUGUGGAUUUCCUUAACGACAUUUUAAAUGUUUUUUCCCCUUAACAUAUUUUUAUAUUUAUUUAUAUUUUAUUAUGAACUUUUCAAAAUAUUGCUUAGGGUUAAUCUGAUCCACCCCCAAUGCAUUUAUAAUAGCCUAACCCUAUUCCCGAGCUGGUCGGCCCCUAUCCCUAAUUUAGAAUCUGUUUGUUGAUUUUAAGUACUAUAAAGGUACAGUGGUAUAUUGACUUAGUUUUAAUUUACGAGUUUUGAGAAUUAUGAGCCUUCACUUCAUCGUUAUAUUUUUUCAUGUUGUGAACCAAAAGUUGGGUUUUGCGUGAGCUUCUCAUAUGUUGUUGCUCCAUUUAAGUGGAAAAAAAAGAAAAAAUAAUUAAGAAACUGAAAGGAGAGGCACGGUCCCCUAUGUAAUUUGAAACUUUAAUUAAACUGCACAACAGACUUCACCCAGUGGGCCAGACCCCUUAAAAGCACAUUAAAAGCACACAUCUAACAAACAUAUACUAUAUUAUGUACAGUAAUUAUACUUUAUGAAACCAGUUUAUUUCUUUAAAUUCAAUCUAGUGCUGUUUUAGGUCGGGUUUUUUUUGGGGGGGGGGGCUGGGCUGUAAAAAUAGCAUCGAAAUUCAUUUAUAUGGGGAAAAACUGAUUUGCCAUUCAAGUGAAUGGAGAUACUGUACAAGCUCAGCCAAGGAAUAAACUUGAGAAUGAAGGUACCACUGUACAUCGUUUCCAUUCACCCACAAAUUCUUUGGACAUAUUUGGUUCAACAAAGAUAUUUUGGCAUCUAAUCGAAAAACGAAGAACUCAAGUCACUAAUACAUCAUGAUCAAUGUUGUAAAAUAAAUCAUUUGGGCCAGAAUGAAAUGGGGGUGGAGAUGUGCAAUUUCCUCAACUGAUGAUCUCUCAUGGCAUUUUUGGCACAGAGGUAGGGAAUCACGGUUUUAAACUGGAGUGGAGGCCAGAAGAUGCUGGAAACGAACUAGAUACAUCUGUGAGACAAUUUUCCGAAACAAGCCACCCUGAAAAAGAGGCAGCUAUUUUUUUGCACACCAUCUCAGGAUCUUUAGUUUCCGCAGUUGGUCUACUGUUGACUUCAUUUCCUGCCGUUUAGUGCUUCUUUUUGUUGUUCUUUCUCUCUUUUCGUUGCAACUUGAAUUGCUGAGGGUGUUUGCUGUAGUUUGUACAGAGCCUGCAAUUUCUGAGAUUGCACGUUUGUUGUAUGCAGGUGGCGAAAUAUUGUGCUUGACAUUGAUUUUU
Syngnathus acus (greater pipefish) is the source of this 3729-nucleotide messenger RNA. RefSeq names its product C-terminal-binding protein 1. Gene Ontology annotation, molecular function: oxidoreductase activity, acting on the CH-OH group of donors, NAD or NADP as acceptor; NAD binding; transcription corepressor activity. Bases 233 to 1564 code for a protein of 443 amino acids. The transcript is spliced from 11 exons. NCBI's taxonomy places the organism in Eukaryota, Metazoa, Chordata, Actinopteri, Syngnathiformes, Syngnathidae. The record is from RefSeq and is a predicted model, not a curated record.